GCAAUACUCUGGAGACCUAUAAAGAGGCAAGUGGCAGUCUUAGAAAGAUAACCAGCGCUCGAAAAUUAAAUGCAGCAUCUUCUGUCCUGCUUUCUGCGUGGGCUGGCGAAGCACCGCAACCGAGGGAAGAAAUGAACACAGUGAGAUGGAGGGUUCUUAGCGCUUCGCUGUGAAUCUGCAGUAGGAGCGUUGUGCACUUUCUGAGACUUUGGAAUUUACAGACACCGUUUUAGCAGCAUGUCUGCAUUCUCAUCUCUCGCUAAUGCCUUAGCCGAAAAUGCUUGCGUCUUUUAAAGUUCACAGAAUUGCGUUAGUUAUAGAAUGGCUGCCUUCUGUCUUUUCCUAGAGGGAUGGCGAUAUUUUAUCACCCUUACCUGGAAACCCGGAGACUUCUGCACAAACUGCUGGUCAUGCUGUCGCUUUGCACUAUAUGCGCUUCACUUUUUUACUUUCUGGGCGGCUGUUGCGAGACUGAUAUUGUUGAAAACACGGGCUUGGGGCAAUCAACUCAGCUGUUCUUCACAGGGCGAUACCACGAAAAGAACGUAUCAUAUGAUAGUAACUUCAUAAACGCUCCCAGCUUGGCCACGGGGUCGCCGGAUGCUGUAGGUACAAGUGCGAGAAGUCUGGAGACAAGCAGCCCAGGAAAGGACUGGGCUGCGGCACGGAGGCUACCUCAGGCUCUUAUCAUAGGUGUGAAGAAAGGUGGAACCCGGGCGCUCCUGGAGUUCCUGAGACUUCACCCCGACAUUAGGGCGCUGGGAUCGGAACCGCACUUCUUCGACAGGCACUACGCACGGGGUCUGAACUGGUACAGGAGCAUGAUGCCUAAGGCUCUCGAUGGUCAGAUUGUGAUGGAGAAGACACCCAGAUACUUUGUCACUGCUGAGACUCCGGCUCGCAUCUAUGCCAUGUCCAAAGAGAUCAAGCUGAUUGUGGUGGUCCGCGAUCCCAUUACGAGGGCUAUUUCAGAUUAUACUCAGAUCAUAUCCAAAACUCCGGACAUCCCCAGCUUCGAGACUCUGACCUUCAAGAACAGGACUAUGGGGCAGAUUGAUGCCCUGUGGAGCCCGAUUUGGAUCGGGAUGUAUGCUCAGCACCUGGAGAAGUGGCUGGCUUACUUCCCCCCAUCUCAGAUUCAUUUCGUCCACGGAGAGAGGCUGAUCAGCGAUCCAGCUGGGGAACUGGGCAAAGUUCAGGACUUCCUGGGCCUCCAGAGGAUCAUCACAGACAAACAUUUUUACUUCAACAAGACUAAGGGCUUUCCCUGCCUGAAGAAGCCAGAGGGGAGCAGCAAGCCCCAUUGCCUUGGAAAAACCAAAGGCAGGACACAUCCAAAAAUUGACCCGAAAGUAAUCCAGAGACUAAAGGACUUUUAUCAUCCACAUAACCUGAAAUUUUACCAAAUGGCUGGACAGGACUUUGGCUGGCAGUGAGCCAGUGUGUAAAAGUCUCUACUCUCAUCGCUUUCUUUGAAAGAACCACUGAAAUGCUUUAAGCAUGUUAUUCAAAGUGAAGCCAAUCCUGCCCGGGAACAUGGGCUUGUAUUCCAAUUGUAUCCAAUAUUGCUUUGCCCAAAUGAAUCCUCCCACUGCAAUGUAAAAAGUGAGACUUUUAUGCUUCUGUAAAACAACAAACCAAUGAUUCUCAUUUUUAAACUGUUUUUAAAACUUGUUCAUUUUAUUUUAAUGCCA
Messenger RNA from Lepisosteus oculatus (spotted gar), 1694 nucleotides. It is a transcript of the gene hs3st3l, whose product is annotated as heparan sulfate (glucosamine) 3-O-sulfotransferase 3-like. NCBI's taxonomy places the organism in Eukaryota, Metazoa, Chordata, Actinopteri, Semionotiformes, Lepisosteidae. Gene Ontology annotation, molecular function: [heparan sulfate]-glucosamine 3-sulfotransferase activity. The record is from RefSeq and is a predicted model, not a curated record.